This is a messenger RNA of Cucurbita moschata (crookneck pumpkin), 1564 nucleotides long. RefSeq names its product serine/threonine-protein phosphatase PP2A-4 catalytic subunit. The transcript is spliced from 11 exons. The coding region runs from base 202 to 1143 and encodes 313 amino acids. The record is from RefSeq and is a predicted model, not a curated record. Gene Ontology annotation, biological process: mitotic cell cycle; peptidyl-serine dephosphorylation. Gene Ontology annotation, molecular function: protein serine/threonine phosphatase activity. Lineage: Eukaryota; Viridiplantae; Streptophyta; Magnoliopsida; Cucurbitales; Cucurbitaceae. Gene Ontology annotation, cellular component: cytosol.
UUCUCAAUCACAACACACGCACACUCACACCUCGCCAUUUCCGGUUUCUAUAAUUCAACCUCAUUUCUCUCCCACUCGCUCUCUCUCUCUCGCGCGCACCCAAUCUCUCUCUCUCUCUCUCUGUCCACUGCCCGUCGCUGCAGUGGAGUCUCACGUCCCUGCCGGACCUUCAGACAUUGGCCACCUCAUUCGGGUGCGGGUAUGGGCACGGAUUCGAUGUUGUCCGAGGCCAACAGCUGCCUCGACGAGCAGAUCUCGCAGCUCAUGCAGUGCAAGCCGCUCUCCGAGCAACAGGUUAGGGCAUUAUGUGGCAAAGCCAAAGAGGUUCUAAUGGAUGAGAGUAAUGUACAGCCUGUGAAGAGUCCAGUUACAAUAUGCGGAGAUAUUCAUGGACAAUUUCAUGACCUUGCAGAACUUUUCCUAAUCGGAGGGAAGUGUCCAGACACCAAUUAUCUGUUUAUGGGAGAUUAUGUGGACCGGGGAUAUUAUUCUGUUGAAACUGUCACGUUAUUAGUGGCUCUAAAGGUUCGUUAUCCUCACCGGAUUACCAUUCUACGAGGAAAUCAUGAGAGUCGUCAGAUCACUCAGGUUUAUGGCUUUUAUGACGAAUGUUUAAGGAAGUAUGGCAAUGCUAAUGUAUGGAAGACGUUUACAGAUCUUUUUGACUAUUUUCCUUUGACUGCCUUGGUUGAGUCUGAAAUAUUUUGUCUACAUGGUGGGUUGUCCCCAUCCAUUGAAACCCUUGAUAACAUUCGAAACUUUGACCGUGUUCAAGAGGUUCCGCAUGAAGGCCCAAUGUGUGACUUGUUAUGGUCUGAUCCAGAUGAUCGAUGUGGCUGGGGGAUUUCACCUCGAGGCGCUGGGUAUACAUUUGGCCAGGACAUAUCUGAACAAUUCAAUCACAUGAAUAAUCUCAAGUUAAUAGCUAGAGCUCAUCAGCUGGUCAUGGAUGGAUUUAACUGGGCUCAUGAACAAAAGGUGGUUACGAUUUUUAGUGCGCCGAACUAUUGUUAUCGCUGUGGGAACAUGGCUUCAAUUUUAGAGGUUGAUGACUGCAGGAGUCAUACAUUUAUCCAGUUUGAGCCAGCACCCAGAAGAGGAGAACCUGAUGUCACCCGUAGAACGCCAGAUUACUUCUUAUGAAUCAGCUAAGUUGAAUCCUUCCCUGUAUACCGUAAUGGGUUGAGCAUGGUCGUUGAGGCCGAGAGAACCUGUGACUUAUGCUGCUGUGGAUUGAUGGCUUUGCCUGCGAGCCAGAACUUUUUCUAUAGAAACCCCUCCGAUUUGUAUUUGAAGAUCAAGACAUCCUCGAGAUACAAAGAUAUUCAACUUUCUUUUGCCCCUUCGGCCCCUUUCUCCAUAAUCUCUCAAGUAGUUUAAUUUUGUUACAACACUUCCCUAUUGUAGUAAAUUAUAGUGCUGGUGUUUUUCGUCCACUAGAUGUAAGCUAGUUCGUAUAUUAGUCCUUGUUAUGCUUGGAGAAGGCUGUUGAAACUAUUGGAAUUGUUGAUUUGUUACUUCUUUAUUUCAAGAAAUUUUAGUAUGAAGUAUCUUUUUGAUGAAU